Mesorhabditis spiculigera is the source of this 345-nucleotide messenger RNA. NCBI's taxonomy places the organism in Eukaryota, Metazoa, Nematoda, Chromadorea, Rhabditida, Rhabditidae. The record is from the annotation of a GenBank genome assembly.
AUGUACCUUCUUACUAUCGUCAAGAGCUCGGAAAAUUUGAGAAUGCCCUAUGCCCUGCUGACCGCUCGCUACAACUCGGCGCAGGGCAGCUACGAAUGCGUGCAUCUUGACGAUCCGUCUGGACUGAUAUUAGGCCGCUUCAACACUGAGGAGAUGAAGGCGCGGAAAAGAUCGGGUGACCCAAUCAAGCUCUACACCUCGCCACUAAUCGUCCUAAAUGCGGCCGAGGAGCUGGGAUUUGAGCUCGCAGCUGGCCCUCCACGAAUUUCGACUGAAGCCAUCAUACUGACCUACUCCUGGCACCUCUGCAAAGAUUCCAAGCCGCUUUUCACACUUUCUGCUCAU